AUGUCUGACCCAUUAAGCUGGACCCUACUGUUCAAGAAGCACAGAACGACCGUGCUUUUGAUGCUUCCGCCUUCCGAGACAAUCCCCAGUACCAAGUCUGCGCUCCUCAAAGCCCUUCAAGCGCGCGGCUUGAAGGAUAUCAAUGGCGACCCCGUCCCCGAGGAUCCUACUGAGAUCGAACUUGGAGUUGCAGUGGAUAAGAAUGACUUGGAGAAAGGAUGGACAAGCCUCGAACCACUAGAGUUCGAAGAUGAUGAGGCACCCAAACGAGGGGCAAAGAAAGCUACAUCUCAAAGCUUGAAAGCUGCUGAGCUUUAUAACGGGCAGGCAGUCGCCUUUAGGUUUCGAAAGCCAGGAAAAGAGGGCUCUACCGAUCUCGAUUUAGAGGAUCUUGGCUGGGAUGUCGUUGUACCUAGCCUUGAUGACGAAGAGGAGGUAGUAUAA
Aspergillus puulaauensis is the source of this 444-nucleotide messenger RNA. RefSeq lists its product as uncharacterized. The transcript is spliced from 2 exons. The coding region runs from base 1 to 444 and encodes 147 amino acids. Lineage: Eukaryota; Fungi; Ascomycota; Eurotiomycetes; Eurotiales; Aspergillaceae. The record is from RefSeq and is a predicted model, not a curated record.